UGAUAAAAAUUUAGUAUUCGAUCCGGCACGACUCGCGCGCGCGCUCUCGACGUGUUUAAUUGUUGACAAGAUAUUUAAAUCAAUUCGCACGAUACGCGUUGUAAACAAUUAACAUAAUAAUGAAAUAAUAGUGAACAUUACGGAUACAAUACUGUAAAAUUUUAAGAAAGUUUAAAAGUAUGUCGUUAAGAAGAAAAUUGUCGUUUAGAAGGAAGGCUAAGCCGGAGUUGGAAGACUUGUCUGUGUCUGCUACUGUUCUCGCGCCUGCUGAGUGUGAAUCGAACGGAGAGGUUACAGUGGUAUUGUCUCCGACUUCGCAAGGGGCUGCUGUAACACUGUCGCCGGUGUCGGAAACUGUUGAAACUCCCGCGCACGACGAGACAGCCGCUGAAGCUGUGUCGCAACCCGUCGAACACAAGCCCGGGAACUUAGAACACAGUCUGAUUGGCAACGGUAUUGAAAAUACUCAGAUAGUGGAACCGCCUCUAGAUAGCGAUCAAAACGAACGCGAAACCUCUCAGAAGAAAUUGUCGUUCGCGAUUCCGGACGGUAUGACUAUGGACCCAAUGGCGCCGACAGCGCUGGCGAUAUCCACAGAAUUCAUGGACCGCAUCGGUAGCGGCCUCACCAUCCUCAGAGACCACGGGAAAAAACUACAGAAGUAUGUGAACAAGCACAAGUUUGAAGUGAUCAAGCGGUCGUGGAAAUCCAUAGUGAACGUAGUGCUAGUCGAAGCCAAGGACCUGCCCGAUGGACCAGCAGGCGGUUCUAACGGACUCUACUGCAAGUUUAAACUUGGUGCAGAAACCCACAAAUCAAAGCAAGUACCGAAAACCAAGCCGACAUGGCGCGAGAGAUUCAACCUGUAUGUUUACGAAGACAACAACCUGGAGGUUACCGUGUGGCACAAAGGGAAACAAAAGAACUUCAUGGGCAGAUGUUCAAUCGACCUAUCACAACUGGAGAAGGAGAAAACACACGACCUGUGGCAGGAACUGGAGUGUGGCUAUGGGAGUGUCCACAUGCUGGUGACCCUCAGCGCCACGGCGAGGAACAUGCAGGUGGACAACGUGCCUACCACCAACGGUAUAAGCCACGCCGCGCUGCCUGAGGACGACUACUCCUGGUAUCGUCUAGACAGCAACUGGAGUGAAGUGGGGCAGCUGUCGGUGACCGUGUUGGGAGCGCGCGGACUUUGCGCCCUCGGACUUAGCGGCAAGGCAGACGCAUACUGUGUGCUCGAGCUAGACAACUCUAGGGUGCAGACACACACUGUGCGCUCUACUAACGAUCCUAUGUGGAAUAAGAGCUAUAACUUUCCGGUGAAUGACAUAACGUCCACAUUGGAUAUCACAGUAUACGACGAAUCGAUCAUCACAUCCAUGAAAGGAGAGACCCUGGGCAAGAUAUCGAUACCUUUGCUGAGAAUCAACAAUGAUGAGAAGCGAUGGUAUGCUCUCAAAGAUAGAAAUAAAAAGUCCAGCGCCAGAGGAAAUUGUCCAAGGGUACUCCUUCAGAUGUCUGUCGUAUGGAAUCCGGUAAAAGCAUCAGUCAGAGUUUUAACUCCGAAGGAAACCAAGUACAUGCAGAAGCCACCUAAAUUCGACAUUCCUCUAAUAUACAGCAACCUGAAGUUCAUAAAAGACGUCUUCCACGCCAUCUACAUUGGAAACGAGCAUUUAAAACGUGUGUUCGAGUGGGAGAACCGAGAGAAGAACACGCUGGCGCUGAUCGGGUGGCUCAUGUUCUGGCACUUCUUCCGGCUGUGGAUGACGCCGCUCGUGCUGCUUAUACCCUUCGUGUACAACUGGACCGGCUACAGGAGUUGCAAUAACAACGCUCUCGUGGCUUGCAGCCCGUGUGAUGACGAUAUGCCGGAAGAAGAUGUGGAUGUGCAAAAAGAUGAAAAGACAAUAAAAACGCGGAUAUACGGUCUUCAGGAUCUCACACUUACUAUAAAGAACGGGAUCGACUACAUCGUUUCUCUACUUGAAAGGAUAAAACAUUUAGCAACGUUCACGGUUCCAUACUUGAGUUACCUGGCGAUGCUGGUGUUAGUAGCCGCGUCUGUGGUGCUCUAUUUCGUCCCCGUUCGAUUCCUAUUUAUGGCUUUAGGUAUUUACAAGUAUACACGCAAGUACGUGAACCCCGACAGAGUUCCUAACAACGAUUUGCUGGACUUCCUCUCGCGUCUGCCAGACAACGAAAUUACGAAACAAUGGCGAGAAUUGAAAGUUCCUGAACCAAAUAUAAAUAGAACAGAGUCGAUACGAAGACAGUAGAAGAAUGAACUUUAUAAUGUAGUGCCAUAGAGUAAUAAAGGGUGUUGUAACCGUUUAAGUACCGAUGAGGUAUACUUGCCUGCGUAAGCUCAAUACAAAAUGUGAUCCUUAGUUUGUAGAUUAUAGAGUAGUACAUUAAAUAAAUUUAUUUUUACUCCUUUUAUA
Pectinophora gossypiella (pink bollworm) is the source of this 2447-nucleotide messenger RNA. RefSeq names its product multiple C2 and transmembrane domain-containing protein-like. The transcript is spliced from 14 exons. Gene Ontology annotation, molecular function: calcium ion binding. NCBI's taxonomy places the organism in Eukaryota, Metazoa, Arthropoda, Insecta, Lepidoptera, Gelechiidae. The record is from RefSeq and is a predicted model, not a curated record. Bases 180 to 2282 code for a protein of 700 amino acids.